AUGAAGACCAUGCACGGUGAAAAGCUAAAGCCUAUCGCCAGCGCAUUCUCACCCCGAUUCAGACAAUGGUCACGGUGCCCAUGUCCUACGUACGGGAACACAGUGUUUCAAAAGGCGCCAGCCGUGCUCAAGCAUGUGUCUCGAUGCGCGAAGAAGCGAAAGCGGCAGUACCCAGAUACACGACACCCAAUCCAUCAGCUACUUGCUUGA
Plenodomus lingam JN3 is the source of this 210-nucleotide messenger RNA. The record is from RefSeq and is a predicted model, not a curated record. Lineage: Eukaryota; Fungi; Ascomycota; Dothideomycetes; Pleosporales; Leptosphaeriaceae.